Molecule: messenger RNA, 6424 nt
Organism: Anopheles darlingi
Lineage: Eukaryota; Metazoa; Arthropoda; Insecta; Diptera; Culicidae
Product: serine-rich adhesin for platelets-like
Exons: 2
Coding region: 235-6093 (1952 amino acids)
Source: RefSeq, a predicted model, not a curated record
UUGGUUGGUUGGUUGGUUCGUUGGCAGUAUCAAUACUCGUUUUCUAGCUCGUUUUAUUCGUUUUUGGCGUCCCUUCGCUCGUCUCUGCGGCAUCAUUCCGCGUGUGUCGUGAUGACGGGCGACGUGCGCGUGUUACCGAAACAGUAAACAAGUAAACCCGCUACAAACACCACCUUUGCGCGCGGAGUGUCGACGAUAAUGCGCUAAACUCGGGGAGCAGAGCACAGGCCGGCAAUGUUUACGGCACCAACGACGGCGACGAUGACGACGGUGACUGCGAUGAGUGUAACCUCGAAUACUGUCCAGACUGCGUCUCCGUGGAGGCCCCAGUUACCGCUACCGAAGGACGCAACAGUUCAUGUGCAGCAGCAGCAGCAGCCGCCGCACCAGCAGCAACAGCCCCAGCAACAGCAGAAGCAACAACAGGAAAUGGAGCGUGUUACGGCAAACAGCAAGAGCAAGGACAAAAAGUGGUCCCUUGGCAGCCUGUUCCGGAAGAAAAAGAAAGAUCUCGAUACGGAUUCGAGCUCGGAGGAGGACCGGAAGGCGGGCUUCGUACCGGUCAAGGGUCACGGAACGUUGAACGGGAAGCGUAAGAAACGCUCGAGUCGUAUCGUCGGUGCUGGAUUCGAUCACAUCGUCGUCAGUCCUCAGCCGCCACCGCAACAGUUGCUUCAACCAGUUCAACAGCAAGUGCUGCUACCACACCAGCAGCAUCAUCAUCAUCCGCAGCAGCAGCAGCAGCAGCAGCAGCAGCAACACACUCCACAGCAGCAUCACAAUCAGUACGGGUUCCGGGAGAGCGAUAGCAUCAAUUCGAUCGAUCGGUACACCGCCAAUGGAUCGCUUGAUCGGCGCACCGGCAGGAAGGAAGUGCGUGGCGGUGGCAUCGUCCGGAGAAACUCGAAGGAACGACAAUCAUCCAGCGAUGAGGAAUCACACCGAUCCUCCUCGAUGUCACGCUUCCGGAGUGAUGACAGCCUCGGUAAUCACAGUGCGGGAUCGCAUCGCAAAUCACGUACGGCCCGUACGGAGCGCUACCUAAAACGGAUGUCCGGUAGGGAUGAUGGUCACAGUCCACAGCAGCAGCACCAUCACCAGGCCCUUGCACCUGGGCACGUGAAUCGCUGGCAUACGCAACCGAUAUCGCCCAGUAUGUUGCCACACGGUGGUAGCAUACAAUCGGUUGACGUUGCCUAUCGACGUCCGGCGACACUAGGAUCCCAUCCGAAUCUGCGCAAUUCGGCCAGCCUUACGAAUGUCCAUGGUGGGGUGCAUGGUCAUCAGCUACGGUACGCGGUAUCACCGAGCUAUUCACAUCAGCUACAAUUGCAGCAGCAGCAGCUCCCUUACGCAUCGCAAUCACCGCCAAACCCACAAACGGUGACGUACGAGAACAGUUUCUACAUCCAGAGUAAGGCGAGCUCGAUGAGGGAUGCGAUCCGUAGUCCACCUCCGAUUCCACCGAGGGAUCCCCAGCGUCGGCUAACGAUCGGUCACACCAACGAGGCUCGUCCCGUAUCGUACGCCUUCGAUCGCUAUCAUCAACUGCAAGGAGCGAACGGUGCGAAUGGAGGAAGCAACAUAUGGCAAUCGAAUGGCAAAUGCAACAGCGAGGAUCGACUGUGGGUUGGUGGACAAUCGGCGAUGGUUCAACGAACGCCACCGCCACCUUCGAUGCACGGCGGUGCUGGCUUUACCGUCACACCACCGAGAGCUUCCUCGGUACAGCCUGCUGAGUUGCAUCAACACCACCAUCAUCACCAUCAACACCAGCAGCAGCAGCAGCAGCAAUCGCAGCAACCUCAGCAGCAGAAACAACGUUACAUCUCCCGUCAGCAGCAACCGCAAGCGGUGGUACAUCCACCGAGUACGCCACCCUCCAAUGUCGCUUACCAUCAUCAUCAGCAUCAUCAACAGCAGCAACAGCAGUACCAGCAGCAUCAGCAACAACAACAACCUCACUAUCAUCACGCUGCAACGCUUCCAGUCCAGACACCUCCAACUCAGCAACAACAGCGACCUGGUGGUGAGUGGCGCUACAUAACGGAUGUAACGCCACGAUCGCGUAAACCGAUCCAGGUCCAGGAUCGUACCUUUGAGCCGUACGAACCGAAACGUUCGCCACAGCCAGCACCGACGGGCAGUGAGUCCUCGCUGGUUUACAGUGGCAACACGACACCAUCCGGUAUCGCUACGCGCUCCACCCCGAGAUCAGUUCGAGCGGAUAGCUCCGAGUCGGUCAACGGAACGGCCAGUGGUUCCCGUACACCACAGCAAUCCGCUUCGGCUUUUUGGCGCAAAAUUGAAGAGGAACAGAGUGCUGCAUCGGGAUCAGUGGCUACUACCGCAAACCGUCGCGGAAGAGCUACCGAGCGUCGGCCAGGUGUGGCCGGAACGGCCGUUUCAUCGCGCUCGGUGUCCACCUCCCGGGCGCUAGAGAUUAUGAAUCGUCGAAAUCAGGAGUUGACUCGGGAGCUGGAUCAUCUACUGGAUGAUAAGCAGCAACAGCAGCAGCAGCAGCAGAGUGAUGAGAAUGUCGUCAGUGGACGGUUGUAUCUGCGGCAAGCUGAUGCCAACCAGACGACGGUCCGAUCGCCGAACGAGAAGAUGUACGAGGUGAAGGUUAAAACGUCCAGUCGUCCACUGAAUGGUGCUAAUAUGGCGGCGGCCUCAUCACCAGAGAAGGCAGCCAACAAGUACGAGGAACAUGUUGCUAAGACGGUCGCUGGAUCCCAGACCGUCUACCGGCGUUACGGUGGUGAUAAGCAGCCUGAAGUUCCAGCACCGACACCUCCGAUGCGUACGAUUUCGAAGCGGAACUCCUGCUCCGAGGAGGAACUGGCCAGGAAGCGUAAAUCGGCCAACCUUGAGGAAGCGAUCAGUGAGCUGGAAGCGAUCUACAAAAGCCUCAAGCUGAGCGAUGAAGAUUUACUCGAGCGGGCAGAGCAACGUGAUCUACCGACACCGACCGGGUUCAGUCAUCGUGCGCGCACCUACCGCUACGAUCCCGAUCCGGAGGACGAUCGUGCGAAACCGGAACCCGAUCUACGACUCGACGAUUUGAGUUAUCGCAGCAUUAAGCGCGCGAACAGUUCGCUGAAGACGACAGACAACCAACCACCGUUCGGUAUUCCCGUUGGUCCGAUUCCACCGCCUCCAACGACGGACUAUCUGACGGUACAGCCACCGUCCAAGCAGCAGACACCACGCUUCGUGCCCCGUCAAUCGCCGGACCUCGUAGCGGAUGAUCUCGCCUUCCGGCAACUGCGCAAGGAUAAGGAUCUGCACGCUAGCUUGGAUAGGAAGCCGGCACCUGCGACGACGCCUACGACGACGACGUCCGUGCCAGUGUCCGGUAACACGAGCAGCGGAUCGGAGGAAUCACGCGUCACGAAGCGUAACUCGGGAUCGACCUACUACACGCAGAUCCAGCGUGAUGCGGCCAAACCUUCGGGCGGUAAUUUGGAAGACUACUACAAGCUUGAGCUGUACGCCAAGAGUCUCCGCGAAUCGAGCAGCCCUGCAAAGACGGAGAAGCCCCAACAGAGGAAGGAAUCAACACCCGGUGCGUCCUCACAAACCGUUGAAGUACGCGCCAAGAGUGGAUCACCACCAAAGGAUCGCAACCGUGGUGCGGUCUUUAACCUUCCCUCGACGCUCAAAUCCAGCUCGAGUGGCAGUCCUCCGAAGAGCCCCCGAUCGUCGGAUGGUGGCAGUGAACCAUCGAGCGUCACACCAACGCCCAGACCCCGGUCUGGCACGGAACCGGUGAUCGUCGGUGCGAAGCAUAAGGCCGAGUUCGAGGAAAUCCUGAAUGCGAUCGCACUGGAGGCACAGAAUACGAGCGAGAAGCUGGGCGCCGAUUUGGCCGAGCUGCGCAAGGAAACCCUCUCGGUAUCGAGCGGAACGAGCCCGGAGACGAAGCCGAAUCGUCGGAAUGCGGUCAACAAAACGGUGGCCGGACCAUCGGCAGUAGUCGCUGCCACCGACGUCAAGGUGACGCAGAAGCACUCGAACGAGAUCGAUCAGGUAGCCGAAGCGGCCAAAUACUGCGAGCAGAUGCUUCGUGGUGUGAUUGAGGAGACCGGCACGGUAAAGGCACCAUCGGUGGAACCGGAAGAGACCAAGGUGGUGCCGGAAGUGACCAUGAUCGGACGGGUCAUCCUCGACAAACCGACGAUCGUGAUCGAGUCGAAGGUGGUGGAAGAACCGGUGGUGGAUGUACCGACGGAACCGGUUCACCCGAUCAGCGGCGAACUGAAAUCGGGUGUCUCCAGUGCAGUGGAGGGACUGAUCGCUCAACUAACACCAGCCGGUAGCUUCGAGGCGCUCAGCAAACGGUGCCAGGAACAGUUGAGUGAGCUGGAGGAUCCACUGACCUCGGACGGUGGUGCUGCUGGUGGCGAUGAGCGGGUAAAGUCUUCGAUCGAGCGCGAUUAUGAUAAUCUGGUCGAGAGCAUCAAUCCGUUCGAGUCGGAUACGGAUAAGAAAUCGACGGAAGAGGAGAUCGAUCUGAUCAUGAAGGAGUGUGGCAUCGAGUUGGAACUGAGCUCGGCAUCCAGUGUUGCGCCAGCGCAGAGCAAAUCGUUGGCUGCUAUACCAGGCGUUCAGGCACCGCAGAAGGUAACGGCCAGUGCACAGGUCGAUCUCGGUGAUAUCGAUCGUUCGGUCGUACGGGAGCGCGUAUCAUCGGUCGAGUGUCUGAAGCCGAGUGUGAUCGCGGCGGAACAACGUAAGCGAUCCAGUUCCUCCCGGUCACCGCCGGUAUCGUCCUCGGUCCGGUUGACCCCGUCCGAUACGGAGUCGCAGUACAACUCGUCGGAGGAGCUGGCCAUGAUCUUCGGCAUCAAGAGUCCAUCACCGCCAGGUAAAGGAGCAACCCCCGUGCGUGUGCCGCUUUUGUCGUUGUCGUUGUUGCCGUCGUGUGCCACCAGCCAACCCCCAAAGCAAUCCCCGUCCUCUAAAGCUCCCAGCGAUCCGGAGCAGACCACACAGGCGGCUACCACGGUACCAUCAGCGAUCACUGCCGAUGAGCAUGAUGGUGGUGAAGCUGAUGGUGAUCGGGAUGGCGAUGCCGGUGUGGUCUUCUCCGUGACCGUACCCAGCAUCUCACACCUGGCCCGUAAACCCCCUAGUACCACCAUUACUACUACUACCACCACUAGCACCACCGUGGCGAGUGUUGCGUGUCGCUCCGCUACUAAUAGCAUCAAUGCUUGUAACAACACUGUCACUACCAACCAACAACACACCACCUCCACCACCACCGCCACAAACACCGCUACCACUCAGCACGAUAGUGACACCAGCGCCACCACGCAUGACCUAGAAGAGGACAGUGAGGUGCAUGAAGUAGAACCGGAACCGAUCGCCCAGAUCGAGAGCUUCUAUCUGAUGCGCAGCAGUACGACGCUGCUGCCGCACAAUCUCGAUACGAUCCAUGAGGAUUUAGAGGAGGAAACGAAUCCGGCCGAUGGUGGCGAAUCGACGACCACGGAUUCGGGCAAUGUGAGCCUGAACGAUUUCGGGUGCGAAGGUACGGUCACUAAGGAACCGGCUACGUUCGUGAACGAGAUGCAGAUUGGACCGCAGGCGCCGGGAUUGAUCGGUUACUAUCCGUUCCGGUCGGUGCUUCAGAUACCGGAGAUUUUCAUCGAAGAUGUCAGCACGCAGGAGGAAGAGGAAGAGCAGGAGGAGCAGAAGGUUGAAGAGUCCACCGUUUCCACCGUACAGGAAGCUGGUUCCACUGAUGAUGAGCUGAGCGACACCGAAGAUCCGCAGAUGGAGACGUUUGCUGAACUGGAGCGAUUGGAAGCGGAGCGGCUGCGCCAGGAAGCAGUACGUGAUGCGCUGGUUCCGAAACGGUCAACCAACAGAAACGACGGUUCCAGCUGUAGCCGGACGGGUCGAACGGAUGGUGGUGCCACGAAGCGCAAGGGUAGUAGCAGCAGCAACAGCAGUAGCUUGGUGCAACCGCAGCAUGUCGUUCUUGCAUGUACUUACGGCUUAGCUAAUAGUAACAUUGAUUACAUUAAUGUUUUUGCGAUCAUCAUUGCCAUCAUUAUACUGUUCGCACUUAUGGUAAUCUAGAGAGCAAGAGCAAAAGCAAGAGAGAGAGAGAGAGAGAGAGAAAGAUAGAAUAGUUAGAAUGGGGAUUCUGGGCACAUUCCACGCUCUACGAGCACUUUGGGUGGGUGGCAAGUCACCAUCGCACUAGAACGACAUGCACUGACCACCAUUCCAUUUGCCAGGCAAUGCAGAAGGACAAGAUUCUUAUGGAGAGGAGUGACAAAAAGGUAGACAGUGGAGGAAGAACGAAUCUCUUGCGAUCUACUUUCAAUCCUUGGUGUGUCCCCACACACCAAACCAGGAAAGUGUCGACGAACGAGAUUUUGAAUUCUUCUUCCGCUGCUACCUAUUG